This is a messenger RNA of Myodes glareolus (Bank vole), 3195 nucleotides long. The record is from RefSeq and is a predicted model, not a curated record. Lineage: Eukaryota; Metazoa; Chordata; Mammalia; Rodentia; Cricetidae.
UUUUAUCAGCUGCGUGGUGAGAACGGAAGAAGAAGCAGGAAGAAGAAGCAGGGGGCAGACCGUCAGACGAGACAGUCCCAUCUGCUCUGUAUUGGUGCCUAGGAUGCAUCCCUUCCCAGCCCCUAGGACUGUCCUUGUGGGGUAGGAGCAGGACCAGCAGGAAGUCUGAAUCACAGAAGGGGUCUGGUGUUCUAGGACUCAUCUUUAGCCACUUGUUCACCUUUCCUUUGGCCUCCAAGACUUUUUUGUGCUGUCCAGUGUGGGCGUUAAGCCCUCUGGCUCAAAUCUCUUGCAGAAGUGACAAAGGAAAGGAAAAAUCCUGGAGGGCUUUCACCUGUUGGUGGCCUUGGAGGCUAACUACUGCGUGGCAUGCAGAGUGGACUUUGGCAGGUGCCUCUAUUAGAAGAAGAAUCACCGGUUUAUAAGGAAGUGGCUGUUGGGGGCUGGUGUACUGUCUCCCGGUUCAGCAGUUGCGGGGUACAGGCAGCCUGGGCGCAGGAGCCAGUGGGCAGCACUCCGGAAGGUGAAAUCCUGGGCUUUGCCUCUAUGUUCUCUGGUCGCACAUCCCGGAAGUCAAUCUCACAUCCAGAGCACGAAGACACCAUGGCAGAGGGUGAGGAGUACCGGAACCCCACGGAGGUGCAGAUGAGCCAGUUGGUGCUGCCCUGCCACACUAACCACCGUGGGGAACUGAGCAUCGGACAGUUGCUCAAAUGGAUCGACACCACGGCCUGCCUGUCAGCGGAGAGGCACGCUGGCUGUCCCUGUGUCACGGCUUCUAUGGAUGACAUCUACUUUGACCACACCAUUAGUGUCGGCCAAGUGGUGAAUAUCAAGGCCAAGGUGAACCGGGCCUUCAACUCCAGCAUGGAGGUGGGCAUCCAGGUGGUCUCUGAGGACCUGUGUUCAGAGAAGCAAUGGAGUGUGUGCAAGGCCCUGGCUACCUUUGUGGCUCACCGGGAGCUCUCCAAGGUGAAGCUGAAGCAGGUCAUACCAGUGACAGAGGAGGAGAAAACGGAACACGGGGUGGCAGCCGAGCGCCGCCGCAUGCGGCUAGUCUACGCAGACACCAUCAAGGACCUCCUGGCCCACUGUGCCAUCCAGGAUGACCCCGACAAGGACUUCAGUAAUAUGGUGCCCGCAGAGAAGACCCGAGUGGAGAGCGUGGAGCUGGUGUUGCCUCCUCAUGCCAACCAUCAGGGCAAUACGUUUGGGGGCCAGAUCAUGGCCUGGAUGGAGAAUGUGGCCACCAUUGCAGCCAGCCGGCUCUGUAAUGCCCACCCAACACUCAAGGCCAUCGAGAUGUUCCAUUUCCGAGGCCCAUCACAGGUGGGGGACCGUCUGGUGCUCAAUGCCAUCGUGAAUAAUGCCUUCAAGCAUAGCAUGGAGGUGGGCGUGUGUGUGGAGGCUUAUCGCCAGGAGGCCGAGACUCAGCGGCGACACAUCAACAGUGCCUUCAUGACCUUUGUGGUCCUGGACAAAGAUGACCAGCCUCAGAAACUGCCCUGGAUUCGUCCCCAGCCUGGAGAGGGCGAACGGCGAUACCGAGAGGCCAGCGCCAGGAGGAAGAUCCGCUUGGAUAGGAAGUACCUUGUGUCCUGUAAGCAGUCGGAAAUGGCCCUGUCUGUCCCCUGGGAUCCUAGCAACCAGGUGUACCUGAGCUAUUACAACGUGUCCUCUCUGAAGACGCUUAUGGCCAAGGACAACUGGGUGCUGUCCGUGGAGUUCGGUGAGGUCCGCCUGUACACCCUGGAGGAGGAGUUCCUGUCAUUUCAUUUGGAGAUGGUGGUCCACGUGGACGCUGCCCAAGUCUUUACGCUGCUCUCGGACCUGCGCCGGAGGCCGGAGUGGGACAAGCAUUACCGGAGUGUGGAGCUGGUGCAGCAGGUAGACGAGGAUGACGCCAUCUACCACGUUGUCAGCCCUGCCUUGAGCGGCAACACCAAGCCCCAAGACUUCGUGAUCCUGGCCUCUAGGCGGAAGCCUUGCGACAACGGGGACCCUUAUGUCAUCGCACUGAGGUCGGUCACACUGCCCACCCACGGUGAGACACCGGAGUAUCAGCGUGGGGAGACUCUCUGCUCGGGCUUCUGUCUGUGGCGGGAGGGGGACCAGUUGACUAAGGUUUCUUACUACAACCAGGCCACCCCUGGAUUUCUCAACUAUGUGACCACCAAUGUGGCCGGCCUGUCCACGGCGUUCUACAAUACGUUCAAGGCUUGUGAGAGUUUCCUGUUGGACAACCGGAAUGACUUGGCCCCCAGCCUCCAGACCCUCUAGGCACUACCCCACCUUGCCCCAGGUCUUACACACUGCGUGGAGCAAAGCAGAGGCGUUUAUUCACUCUGACUCCCCAGGGAAGCCUUCCACAUUAGAUGGUCCAGUCCUACUGGGUGGUCAGUUCCUGCUCACAUCUGCCAGCAAGUCUUCUCGGUACUCCUGGGGUAUCCUGUAAUAGACUCGGGUCCUGUCCAUGGCCCUGGCCACCCACAACCCAGCCCAAACGUCUGCAUAGUUGUUCCCAGCCAUGCUGUGGUGCACCGUGACCGUGGCUCGAGGGGAGGCUGCCAGCAGCCUGGCCACAGCUUUGGCCGAACUCCGGCCCAGUGGCCCAGCCUGCAGCUGGAAGGACACAGGUUGCCAGAGUCCCUGACACAGCUCCAGCAUAUCUGUGACCAUCUGCUCCUGAUAGCCGCUGCCCAGCGCCUCUUCAGGCCAGCCUGGUGCCACGGUCACAUGAGGGAAAAUUUCAGCCACAGCUGUAAGCAAUUCUCUGCCGGCCACAUGACCAGGGACCACAAAAUUACCAUGUGAGAUUGUAGCCCCCACCCACACGGGCCAGGGCAGAUGGCCAAGGGUGGAGAGGCGUGCCAGUGUGGUCAGGGAGGGCCGGAGAGCUGUGGGUUCCACUAUGUUCACAUGGAUGCCCCAGGACCCGGGGUGAGCAGCCAGCUGCAGCAGACAGGACUCCAAUGUCAGAACAGGAACACCUCGGGUACGCAGGAUGGGCACAGGGUUCCCAGAUUCAGAUUCCUGGAGGCCCACAUCCAGCAGGAUCAUGCCUUCUCUGUCUGGAAGAGGCAACAGUGUUUGGAGUACCUGUCAUUAUGUGAUGUCAUUCUCUCUUGUUAAAGGGGCAGUGGAAGUCAUGGGAGCAAACAAGGAGGAAGUGGUGCCAGCCAUUCUUGAAUCUGA